CGCGGCCCACAGCUCUCGACCUUGUUACUACGGUGCUGCUCCCUUCCCUUCCAUUUUUUUUUCUGGGGCAGGGUCGCUACACAGCCCCUUCGAGAAACCUCCUCCGAACCAGAUGUCUUCCUUCCCUCUUUGUGGAACUUAGCGUGAUCCCGCACACCUACCAAGGCCAGACCCUGCCCUGCCCCCCACCUCGAGCCCUUCUCCAUCUUGCAACUGUGGGGAGUUUGGUGGGUUGAUCGACUAUGAAAGCGAUGACGAAUCUUAUGAAGUGCUGGAUUUAACUGAGUAUGCAAGAAGACACCACUGGUGGAAUCGAGUAUUUGGCCACAGUUCCGGACCUAUGGUAGAAAAAUACUCAGUAGCUACCCAGAUUGUAAUGGGUGGUGUGACUGGCUGGUGUGCAGGAUUUUUAUUCCAGAAGGUUGGAAAACUUGCAGCAACUGCAGUAGGUGGUGGUUUUCUUCUCCUACAGGUUGCCAGUCACAGUGGCUAUGUGCAGAUCGACUGGAAGAGAGUUGAAAAAGAUGUAAACAAAGCAAAAAGACAGAUUAAGAAGCGAGCCAAUAAAGCAGCACCUGAAAUCAACAAUAUAAUUGAAGAAGCAACAGAAUUUAUCAAGCAGAACAUUGUGAUAUCCAGUGGCUUUGUGGGAGGCUUUUUGCUAGGCCUUGCAUCGUAAGGACUCGAAGGCUCUAUCUUAGUGGAUCCAACAGUGCGAAAAGAACUGGUGGCAGCAGGAUGAUCUCUCAGUGGCAUUUGCCACCAAAAUCUCCAGAGUAAAGAACAACCAGCUGGACAAUUGCAAAUGCAAAAGCUUAGCAUUUUAUCACCUGAAGCUUGGCAAGCUAGUAUCUGCUGUAAGACAACCUAUGUGGUGUGUAAACAAUAGUAUUCUUGAGCAAACCAUGGCUUUUGCUAUUUUUUAUUUACAUGUGUUUAGAAACCAGCCUAUGAUUGUCAUCACUGGAUACAUUGGAGAAAGAAAAAGCUAUUAUGUGUACUGUCCAAUGAAUUAUUACCCUGUCUUAUUUUAAAAGUUCUUUGUGCUUUACUGUAUAGUGCCAGUAAUUAAAAAUGUCUUAUAGCUUUAA
Messenger RNA from Meriones unguiculatus (Mongolian gerbil), 1091 nucleotides. It is a transcript of the gene Fundc1, whose product is annotated as FUN14 domain containing 1. Bases 341 to 679 code for a protein of 112 amino acids. The record is from RefSeq and is a predicted model, not a curated record. NCBI's taxonomy places the organism in Eukaryota, Metazoa, Chordata, Mammalia, Rodentia, Muridae. The transcript has 5 exons. Gene Ontology annotation, biological process: autophagy of mitochondrion. Gene Ontology annotation, cellular component: mitochondrial outer membrane.